Messenger RNA from Chaetura pelagica (chimney swift), 630 nucleotides. Its product is annotated as cysteine-rich protein 1. The record is from RefSeq and is a predicted model, not a curated record. The transcript has 5 exons. Gene Ontology annotation, molecular function: zinc ion binding. Bases 33 to 266 code for a protein of 77 amino acids. Lineage: Eukaryota; Metazoa; Chordata; Aves; Apodiformes; Apodidae. Gene Ontology annotation, biological process: intrinsic apoptotic signaling pathway in response to DNA damage; regulation of gene expression.
AGCGGUGCCCCCAGCCCAGCAGAGCCGACACCAUGCCCAAGUGCCCCCGCUGUCAGAAGGAGGUCUAUUUCGCUGAGAAAGUGACUUCUCUGGGGAAGGAUUGGCACCGGCCCUGCUUGAGAUGCGAGAAGUGUAACAAGACCCUGACAUCUGGAGGCCACGCAGAGCAUGAUGGCAAGCCAUACUGCAACCACCCCUGCUAUGCUGCCUUGUUCGGGCCCAAAGGGUUUGGCCGGGGAGGAGCUGAGAGCCACACAUUCAAAUAAACCUCAGGUCUGAUGGCCAAGGUUCCCAGCACAGCCUGAAGACAGCACAAAGGCACUGCAGCAGACAUGCAUUUCUGUUUUUAAUUCACUCUGUACUAGACUAGCAUGUUAAAAGCAAUAAGUAACCAAGGCUAGGGCUGGUGUGGAGAGGAGCUCAGCUCCAGAUGGAGUGCUGCUGGGGUCGGGGUUUUGGGACACCCCCCUGGGUAGGAAAUUUGGCCAAUAUUGCUGAAGACCACCUGGAGAGGAGAGUGCACCCCUCCAGCCAAAACCCAGCCCUGCUUCUGGCACCCAGCUCUUGUGGCUGGGCCCACAGUUGUAUUCUCAAUCUUUAAUAAAUCCAGACUUAAAGAUGCUUCCCCCA